Molecule: messenger RNA, 545 nt
Organism: Drosophila innubila
Lineage: Eukaryota; Metazoa; Arthropoda; Insecta; Diptera; Drosophilidae
Gene: pen-2
Product: gamma-secretase subunit pen-2
Exons: 3
Coding region: 147-452 (101 amino acids)
Biological process (GO): Notch receptor processing
Cellular component (GO): gamma-secretase complex
Source: RefSeq, a predicted model, not a curated record
UACAUUUUACAACACUAACAAAAUGGAGAUGAAAACAAAUGAAUAAUAGCUUAAUAAAUAAAGUAAUACUCUUCAGAUAUUACGCUUAUUAACGUGUAAAGUACAAAGAUUUAAACUAAAGGGCAGAGAGAAGAAGGUUAACCAAUAUGGAUAUUUCAAAAGCACCAAAUCCACGCAAGCUACAACUGAGUCGCACCUACUUUCUGACUGGUUUCGCCUUUUUGCCAUUCGUUUGGGCCAUAAAUGUGUGCUGGUUCUUCGAGGAGGCCUUUCGCAAGCCACCAUAUCCCGAACAGAAUCAAAUAAAACGCUAUGUCAUCUACUCGGCAAUUGGGACACUUAUCUGGACAGUUAUUUUAAUUAGUUGGAUCAUCAUAUUCCAAACCAAUCGAGCAGCUUGGGGCGCAACUGCCGACUAUAUGAGCUUCAUAAUACCGCUGGGAAGCGCAUAAUGUAUAAAACUAAUUAGAUAAUAGUAUUAAAUUAACGAUUGAUAUUAUCAAAAAGACAUACUAAUAAAUAAAACAUUUUGUCAAAUAACUCAA